UCUCCACCCCUUCUGUGUCCUCCGUUCCCCUUUGGGGUGGCCUCGGCGUGCAAAAUGUCUUGGCGCAGUACUGGCCGGGCCCUCCGGGCGCUGCUGCUGCAGACGCUCGCCCCGGCCGCUCCUCUCACGCCCCGGGGACCGGCUGCCUCCUACGGUACUUCGGUAAAAUCUGCUAAAAUCCAAGUGAAUGGAGUCCAUCUGCAUUAUCAGCAAACAGGAGAAGGAAGCCAUGCAGUUCUUCUGCUUCCCGGAAUGCUAGGGAGUGGUCAAACUGAUUUUGGACCACAGCUUAAGUCCAUGAAUAAGCAACUUUUCACAAUUGUUGCUUGGGAUCCUCGGGGAUAUGGACAGUCCAUUCCUCCACCUCGAGAUUUUCCUCCAGAUUUCUUUGAGAGAGAUGCAAAAGAUGCUGUGGAUCUUAUGCAGGCACUGAAAUUUAAGAAGUUCUCUUUGUUGGGGUGGAGUGAUGGUGGAAUCACAGCACUCAUUGCAGCUGCAAAGUAUCCAACUCUUAUCCACAAGCUGGUUGUCUGGGGAGCAAACGCCAGCGUUACUCAAGAGGAUGUGAAAAUUUAUAAUGGCAUCCGAGAUGUUUCGAAAUGGAGUGAAAAGGUCAAGAAACCACUGGAAGAGAUGUAUGGGCAUAAGUACUUUGCAAAAACCUGUGAGGCUUGGGUAGAUGGAAUAUCUCGUUUUGCUGAAAAAUCAGAUGGUAGUAUCUGCCAAGAGUUGCUGCCAGAUAUUAGAUGUCCCACAUUUAUAAUUCACGGUGAGAAAGACCCUUUGGUUCCCCAAGCUCACGCAGAAUACAUUCACAAGCAUAUCAAAGGCUCUCGGUUGCUUCUGAUGCCAAAAGCAAAGCAUAACCUACACCUGCGUUUUGCAGAAGACUUCAACAGACAAGUGGAAGAAUUCCUACGCUGACUUAAACUGUAAAAAAAAGUUAGAGGAGUUUGACCUUGCCUGGUUUGGGAAUUCUAAUUGACUUUCCAUUUUCAUUCAAGUUAGAGGUAGGUUUGAGCUGUGUAAGAAAAAAAACAUGAAAAAUAUUUGCAUGAGAAGCAUGAACUUUGUGAAUAUGUAAGUGUCGGUGCAUCAGGGUGCACUCCUGUGCUGCAGGAUAUGUCUUUAAAUUUACAUCUUGCCACAUGGACCAAAUACAUGUCCUAUGUCCAGUAGAGGUGUUAAGAAAGACAGAAAACAUGAUCUAGAAUACAUGCCUUUAUGUGCUCUUAACAAUAAACAAAAACAUUGGAAUAACUGGGA
This is a messenger RNA of Calypte anna (Anna's hummingbird), 1266 nucleotides long. It is a transcript of the gene BPHL, whose product is annotated as biphenyl hydrolase like. Lineage: Eukaryota; Metazoa; Chordata; Aves; Apodiformes; Trochilidae. The record is from RefSeq and is a predicted model, not a curated record. Bases 55 to 924 code for a protein of 289 amino acids. The transcript is spliced from 7 exons.